Oncorhynchus gorbuscha (pink salmon) is the source of this 889-nucleotide messenger RNA. Its product is annotated as tyrosine-protein phosphatase non-receptor type 12-like. Gene Ontology annotation, biological process: peptidyl-tyrosine dephosphorylation. Lineage: Eukaryota; Metazoa; Chordata; Actinopteri; Salmoniformes; Salmonidae. Gene Ontology annotation, cellular component: nucleus; cytoplasm. Gene Ontology annotation, molecular function: non-membrane spanning protein tyrosine phosphatase activity. Bases 151 to 837 code for a protein of 228 amino acids. The transcript has 10 exons. The record is from RefSeq and is a predicted model, not a curated record.
GUGCUCUUUUCCUCUCCUAUCACUCUCUUCCUCUGUCUCUCUCUAACUUGUAUCCUUAUCUCUCCCACAGUUGACCACACGAGGGUAAAGCUGACUUUAAAAACAACCAAUCAGGAUGCAGAUUACAUCAAUGCCAGCUUCAUCAAGGGAAUGGAUGGUCCAGAGGCCUACAUCGCUACCCAGGGUCCUCUAACCAACACUGUCAUCGACUUCUGGAGAAUGAACUGGGAGUACAGUGUAGCUGUCAUCGUAAUGGCAUGUCGAGAAUUCGAGAUGGGAAGGAAAAAGUGUGAGCGGUACUUUCCCCAGUUUGGUGAUGAGCCCAUGUCUUUUGGCCCGUUCAGAAUCUCCUGUGAAUCAGAACAGCCCAGAACGGACUAUUUCAUCAGGACCCUGACAGUGGAGCAUGAGAAUGAGACACGUAGGAUAACCCAGUUCCAUUACAUCAACUGGCCAGACCAUGACGUCCCCUCGUCCUUUGACUCCAUCUUGGAUAUGAUUGGUCUGAUGAGAGAGUACCAAGAGCAUGAUGAUGUACCCAUCUGUAUACACUGCAGUGCUGGCUGUGGGAGGACAGGUGCCAUCUGUGCUAUAGACUACACAUGGAACCUACUAAAGGCUGGGAAGAUUCCAGAAGACUUCAACGUGUUCCGGCUGAUUCAGGAGAUGAGAACACAGAGGCAUUCUGCUGUUCAGACCAAGGAACAGUAUGAGUUGGUUCACAGAGCCAUCUCUCAGCUCUUUGAGAAACAGCUGCAGCUCCUGGAGAGCCCCACCAACUCAGAGAUCCAUGGUGGCAUGGAAACGUUAUUAACUCACAACAAUAAGAGCUUCUAAACUGAUUCACUGAGCAGAUGGGCUGGUCAGAGUUCUGCGAACACAGACAGAC